CCCGCAGACAUGUCAUCAAACAGAAUCCGGUUGGAGUUGGUGCUGCUGCAGCUGAUGCUGCUGGUGGCCACACUAAUCCCACUGCUGCAGGCCAGGACAGUUACGGAUCCCGAUUCGAAUUCAGAUCCGGACACCACCACUACCAUGGACCCGUAUAUGGAGCAGCAGCAGCAACUGGAAUUGGAGAAGGAACAGGAACAGGAGCAGCAACAGCAGCAGCAGCAGCAGCAGCAUCACCAGCACCAGCCAGUUCCAGAGUCCAAUGUUCAAGUGGAUGGCCAACGCAUCGACUGCAAAUUGACUUUCGAUGCGGCGACAAUGGACUCGUUAGGCUGCCGCCACAAUGAGGAGGCGUUAUCGGAUGGUAGGGCGUUGCCUGGUAUUGGUAAUAAGCCCGAGGAGAAGCCGGUGGAAAAUCUGGACUGGCAACGCCACUUGAAGUCCCCGGACAGUCAGCCCAUCUAUGAAUUACAAUUGGUUGUUUGGCCCAGUGACAUCGAGGAUGGUGAUGACUUUAGUCCGCCGCUGGCUACCACAACAAUGAGAACAACAACAACUACUACUACUUCUACCACCCACAAGCCCACACAAAUUGGGACACCUAUUGAGCAAAUAUGGCCAUUGUACGAGGAUCAAUUGGUCGUAUUUCCGCAAAUGGACUUUGAAGAGGAGAAUCUUGAUUAUUUCUUCGACGAAGUGGCGUCACCGCCUACAACAACGCCUACUACUGGACGACCGGUGACCACUAAUCAUCCCACAGGCACACCCACUCCUACGCCCAUUUAUGUUGUGCAAAACUAUCACGUUGUGCAUCCCAAUGGCACCGAGGAAUACAAAUUGGUGAUGAGCAAUGGCCUGGUGAACUACAAGAAGCUGUACACCAAGCGAGUGGGUGACCAGGUGAUCAACGUGCAGGAGGGUUAUAACUCAGUGCCUAUACCAGGUCCGAGGAACCAAAUCCAGACGCAGUACUACAUAGCCGACGAGCGGGGCUAUAAUGUCUAUAGAAUCGAGCUCCACUAUCAUCAGCCAGGGUUGCCCAAACAUUUGCAUUACAAAGCCACAAAAGCGACCAAUAUGUGACGAUGAGCAGGAUUUCCAAAUGCCGAACACAGUGGUCCUUAAUCUAUAAAACAAACCUUUUUUUUUUGCAUUUUUUUUAUAACUUAUUUUAGCUUACUUAGUUCUCAAUAAAUUGUAAAGAAAAGUUGGGCGUAAUUUAAUUUUAAUGCCUUUAAAUUAAUUUUAUUUAAAACUUCCUUGAAAGUAAGAAAAUGUUGGGAAUUCUUAAGCUGAAAAUUGCUUUUAAAUUUUAUGAUUUAUUAUAAUAUUAAUAAUAAUAUUUUGAUAAUUUGUGAUGUUAUUUCUUUUGUUACAAAUUCAUUAAAAAUUAUUAUUAAAUAUUAUAUUAUAUAAAUCGCAGAAUAACAAGCCAUGUGCUAAACUUUCCCUCAUUAAAUAUUAUUCAUCAAUAUUUUAGGCAUCAAAUUAUUUUAUUUGCC
Messenger RNA from Drosophila eugracilis, 1502 nucleotides. RefSeq names its product mediator of RNA polymerase II transcription subunit 13. The record is from RefSeq and is a predicted model, not a curated record. NCBI's taxonomy places the organism in Eukaryota, Metazoa, Arthropoda, Insecta, Diptera, Drosophilidae. The transcript is spliced from 3 exons. The coding region runs from base 10 to 1083 and encodes 357 amino acids.